GGGUUUUGUCUUGAGAAAGGGAAAUUACAUUCAGAAAAAAAAGGUGAAUUAAUUAAUUCUGAGCAACCAAUGUGCACUGGGGUCAAGCCAAACUCCGCUCGAAAAGAAGACAUCAAGGCAGCCGCCCCUAGUUUUGUUUAUACUAGGCAUUACGGCAAAAAGCGGGCAACUACCAUCUGGGAGUCGAGUCCACUGUACUACAGAACUGUUAUUGCUGAGAUUGUGACAUUUACGAGGAGGACGUGAACGCAGCGCCAGUCCGGUUCCCCAGUUGGCUCCAUCCCGCUUCUUGCCCGUUGCCCGGGGUCCAUGUUGUUCUGUCAGGCCAAGCGAACGAGUGCCCCGGCCCCAAAACUCUCACGUUGCAACAUUGUGUGCGAAAACGUCUGUGGAAGUGUGUUUGACCCCCUGCGAAUCAACAUGGCAGACUACCGGGACGACACCGGAGCUCGGGCCUUGCUCGCCCUGCAGUCGGCGCCGUGCAGCCCCGUCCGAGUCGCGAUCACCUCGCACUCCUUCAACCACCACCAGCCCUCGCUUCCCUUCUUGGGUCCGCCGCUGAUAGAAGCCUCCGCCGGUGUUCGGCCGGCUCGCCUGGCGUCUCCUCUUCCCCAGGCCCUGGCCAGACUCGAGGGCCGGGACUUCGAGUUUGUCAUGCGCCAGAGGACGGUCACUAUCGGUCGGAACUCGUCCCACGGCUCCGUGGACAUCAACAUGGGUCACUCGAGUUUCAUCUCGCGGCGGCACCUGCAGCUGAGCUACGACGAGACCAGCGGCUUCUCGCUGCGGUGCCUGGGCAAGAACGGGGUGUUCGUGGACGGCGUGUUCCAGCGGAGAGGGGCGCCUCCGCUGCCGCUUCCCCCGCAGUGUGUGUUCCGCUUUCCCAGCACGGUCAUCAAGAUCCAGUUUGCGUCACUCGUCCCCGCUGAGGAGCAGCGCGAGAGGGAGGCGCCCUCGCCGCCCCUGCGCCCGCUCGUGCCUCACAUCUCCCCGCUCAAGAUCAGCAUUCCCACCGCGCAGCAGCAUGAAGAACACAUCAGGGCAUUCGGGUCGCCGCUACCGUCGCCUACAGGCACCCUCAGCGUUCCCAACUCUUGCCCAGCGAGCCCUCGCGGCGCUGGGUCGUCGGGCUACCGCUACGGCCGCAACGUGACCAGCGACUUGCAGCUGGCGGCCGAGUACGCUGCCCAGGCCGUGUCGGAGCAGAGGCGCAGCAACGUCGUCGAGCGACGGGGCGCGGCCGGAGAGCCCCGGGGGGAGUCGGCCGGGGGCGGUGACGACAGCCCCAAGGACGAGUCCAAACCGCCGUAUUCGUACGCUCAGCUGAUCGUGCAGGCCAUCUCCUCGGCGCCCGACAAGCAGCUGACGCUCAGUGGGAUCUACGCCCACAUCACCAAACACUACCCGUACUACCGCACUGCAGACAAGGGCUGGCAGAACUCGAUCCGACACAACCUGUCGUUGAACCGCUACUUCCUGAAAGUGGCGCGAUCGCAGGACGAGCCGGGCAAGGGCAGCUUCUGGCGGGUGGACUCGGCCUCGGAGAACAAGCUGGUGGAGCAGGCCUUCCGGAAGCGGAGGCAGAGGGGCGUGGCUUGCUUCCGGACCCCAUUCGGGCCCCUCUCGUCCCGGAGCGCCCCCGCGUCGCCCACCCACCAGGGACUGCUUUCCCCACCGUCCAGCGGGCUGCAGACCCCCGAAUGUCUGAGCAGGGAGGGGUCCCCCGUGCCCCCCGACCACCACGAGCAGCUGGCGCACAAGCUGGCCGCCGUGCCCGAAUAUCGAUACUCGCAGAGCGCCCCAGGGUCUCCGGUCAGCGCUCAGCCGGUCAUCAUGGCGGCGCCGCCUCACCCGAGCGCCGCCAUAGGCAAAGCCCUGACGCUCUUCCCGGGGGGCGGUGGCCAGGUCCACCUCCUCCACAACCCGCCGCCGCCGUCGUCGUCGUCCCAGCUCACCAUGUUGCGCGUGGUCACAAGCGGUGCCCCUCCCAACGGCUACUGCGCCCCCUCGCUGGCCAAUCCGGGGCCGGGUGGCGGCGAGCUCAGAGAGGCGCCGUUGAAGCGAGAACUGGUGAUCCAGACGGUGGAUGGUGCCGCCCAGGGGGUGGAUUCUCGCAACCUGGCGCUGGGCCUGCACCAACUUCCCGUGCUUCCCGUUACUCACAACGGGAAGCACGCCCACGCCACAAUUGCCACGGCAACCAACCUCGCCGCUUUUGCUUCAGGUCUAAGCAAUCCUCUCCAGAUUCUGGCGGCCCAGGCCUCCAGCUCUCCCCCGGUUCUGGUGAGUCGUCCGCUUUCCGCCGAGGGUGACGAACCUCAGGCCAAGCGGUCCAAGACGAGCGACGUCGAGGGGUCCACCGCCGCUUUCGUUGCCUCCCAGCAGCCUGUUAUCGUGGCUGUGACUCCACAAACUCCAGAGCCCAGGAAGUGAACUCUCAAAAAAAAAAAGUGUGUGUGUGUGUGUGUGGGGGGGGGGGGGGUCCUCUGGAAAAAACACCCGAAGGGAAUUUUGUUGUGGGGGGGGAAAAAAAGAAUCCAACUUCAAAAUAAAUGGAAGCAAACACUAUUUUCAGACUUUUUCGUGAACGCAGAAAUGGGAUUUCUGGGUCGCCAAGAUGACGACGACGCGGUUGCAACUUUGACAUGUCAGUGGGCGAAAUUCUAGAAAUUAUUUUCAAACACUAAAUUAAAACAGUGUCUUCGUUUUGGGCAAGCGAAGGCAUCGUUUUAAAUUAGCAGAUGAAAACAAGAAAAGACACACGCACACACGUGAACUCUUUCAAAACAACAAAAAUGCCUUAAAAAGAUUUCUACACUCAUUUUUAUAUUAACCUUUUGAGCUUUUUAGAAUGUUAACGCGACAUAAAGAUGCGCUAGCCGAGCCGCCAUGCUAACGUGGCUCCUAUGAGCUAUUUUUUUCUUAAAACAUUUUGUGUAAGAAAAAGAAAACGUGUAGUUAGAUACAUUCUAGAAAGAUUACAAUGUAUUUUUUUGUAAACAUCCCUCAGUUGUGAUUAAGAACUGUUGUAGCACAAAAUUAAAGCCACUUUUGACUCAA
Molecule: messenger RNA, 3060 nt
Organism: Syngnathoides biaculeatus (alligator pipefish)
Lineage: Eukaryota; Metazoa; Chordata; Actinopteri; Syngnathiformes; Syngnathidae
Gene: foxk1
Product: forkhead box K1
Exons: 9
Coding region: 310-2433 (707 amino acids)
Biological process (GO): regulation of transcription by RNA polymerase II
Molecular function (GO): DNA-binding transcription factor activity, RNA polymerase II-specific; protein binding; RNA polymerase II cis-regulatory region sequence-specific DNA binding
Source: RefSeq, a predicted model, not a curated record